GCUAACACUUUUCAGGUACUUUACCAUAUGAAGGAAUGAAAAUGCACAGUCCAUGAAGUCUGCUUGCAGCUCCAAAGACACAAACAAGAAGCUAUUAUUUGUUUGGCUAAAUACUGUAAUGUGAGUCUUUAUUAUGCACACAGGAGAUAGGUGAGUGAUGCUGGAUAAGAGCCUUGAACAGUCAGACUAGAGAUUUGAUGAAAUGCUCCUAUUAUGACUCCUUGCAGCCUGUGGAAUAGGGAAGCUGGUUACUUGAUCCUCUGCCUUACCUGAACCUCAUUGUUGUAGCUUUUAAUAUCUGAAUAUCCAGACCAGCUAUAAAGGUGACUUUGAGGAAAGAAUGAUGGGACUAGACUCAGCAGUCAGAGCCAGAAAUGGGCAACAAGCAAACCAUUUUCACUCCAGAGCAACUGGAUGCAUAUCAGGACUGCACGUUCUUUACAAGGAAAGAAAUUCUGAGACUGUUUUACAGAUACCGAGAUCUUGCCCCACAGCUAGUUCCACUCGACUACACCGAUAAACCAGACGUGACACUUCCCUAUGAACUCAUUGGCAGCAUGCCAGAGCUGAAGGACAAUCCAUUCCGCCAGCGGAUAGCUGAGGUUUUCUCAGAGGAUGGAGAUGGCAAUAUGACUUUAGAUGAUUUUUUGGACAUGUUUUCUGUGCUGAGUGAAAUGGCUCCCAGAGACUUAAAAGCUUACUAUGCUUUUAAAAUUUAUGAUUUUAACAAUGAUGACUACAUAUGCAAAUCAGAUCUGGAGAAAACCGUUAACAAGCUGACCCGCAACGAGCUUACCCCAGAAGAAGUUCGCCUUGCAUGUGAAAAGGUGAUUUAUGAAGCUGAUCUGGACAACGACGGCAAGCUUUCUUUGGAAGACUUUCAGCAUAUGAUAAUACGAGCUCCAGAUUUCCUCAGCACAUUUCACAUUCGAAUCUGAACCUAGAAAAACCUAAUGAUAGAAGUGCUUCUUGAAACUGCAACAACUAUUGUUUCUCUCGAGACUACCAUCCAUGAGAGUGAUAAAUGAGGACCAGAGAUGACGAUUUCUGGAAACAGAACCAGUCAGAGUACACUUUCUCUUGUUUACCUCUUUAAAAGGAACAAUCCAUCUUCAUUGAAAUUUCCCUGUAAUUUCACAGAAGGUGUGUGUUUUUCUAAAAUUGUCUAUUCCUGUCCCCUUCCCCCACCAGAGCAAGUCUGGUAUAGACAGUGAUAUAGAAAACAAACUUAUUUUUAAUUUCAGAUAUCAGCAGAUAGGAAAGGAGGAACUUGUAUCAAAUUCUUAAAAAAUAGCUUCUAAAAAAAUCCUAAGAAAAUACCCCACUAUCCACUAAAAACAAAACCAUUAUAGACUCCCACUACAUUCACAAAUCCUUAUACCAUUUCCUACUCCUUUUCCCCUGAGAGACAAAUCUAGUUCUAGUUUAGGAAAACAUAUUGCUGCCCACAGAACUUGGUUUUCCUUAAAAAGAGUGCAGUAAGUACUCACUCAGCUCAGGUUUUGAAGUCCUGAGAAUGCCACCUACUUUGAAACUAGUUUUAGAAAAAUCACAGUCAAUUCAAAAUUGUGUAAGCAAUGCCUCUGAUCAGCUUUACCAGUUUUAACAAAUGGUUCAGUGAAACAAUUUGCUUAAGUAUGCUCCUAGUGCGUCACAGAAGUCCAUUACGGUUCUGAGAAGGGUAUCAGGAAGUGCGCUCUAUUUCCGAAAUUGUAAUGAAAAGUCAGCAUACUUUAAACAACAAAAGACGACCCUAUCCCAGAUUCCUGUCACUCUUUUCCGUUUUUAAAAAUGUCCUGUUUUCCACACGAGAAUCCAAACGUGUUAAUGAUUAACGGAACUGACAAACUAAUUUUUUAAAAUUCUCUUUUCAUAAGAAGUUUAUUUAUGCAGUGCUCAGGGUCCUGUACAACAGAGUAAAAACAUACAUACUGUAAUAAAAACAGUUUUGUUUUUCAUACAAACAUGAAAAUCAA
This is a messenger RNA of Oxyura jamaicensis (ruddy duck), 1976 nucleotides long. It is a transcript of the gene CIB3, whose product is annotated as calcium and integrin binding family member 3. NCBI's taxonomy places the organism in Eukaryota, Metazoa, Chordata, Aves, Anseriformes, Anatidae. The record is from RefSeq and is a predicted model, not a curated record. Bases 375 to 938 code for a protein of 187 amino acids. The transcript is spliced from 6 exons. Gene Ontology annotation, molecular function: calcium ion binding.